This is a messenger RNA of Penicillium verhagenii, 1578 nucleotides long. Its product is annotated as putative MFS sugar transporter. Gene Ontology annotation, molecular function: carbohydrate:proton symporter activity. The record is from RefSeq and is a predicted model, not a curated record. Gene Ontology annotation, biological process: transmembrane transport; carbohydrate transport. NCBI's taxonomy places the organism in Eukaryota, Fungi, Ascomycota, Eurotiomycetes, Eurotiales, Aspergillaceae. Gene Ontology annotation, cellular component: membrane. The transcript is spliced from 8 exons. Bases 1 to 1578 code for a protein of 525 amino acids.
AUGGGGUAUACUACAGCGUGGAAGCGGCUUUCGCCGCGGCAGCUAAACCUAGCUAUCCACACCUUCUCGCUGAUCUCGAUCUUCUUUGAGGGCUACGACCAGGGUGUCAUGGGCGGGGUAAAUGCAUCGCCCACUUACAUGAUCAUAAUGAAGACCGGUAUGCUCGAUGGCACAAUCACCAGCACCACACGUGAAGGAGGGAUUGUCAGUGUCUAUUAUCUAGGGGCUAUCUUUGGCUGCUUUGCUGGUGGGUGGCUCGCAGAUCGCAUCGGGCGUAUCAACGGCCUGUUGGCUGGAUCUAUGUUUGCUCUUGUAGGUGGCGCACUGCAAGCUGCUGCCCAGAACUCAAAUUUUAUGAUCUGUGCCCGAGUUGUGACGGGCAUUGGUACAGGUGCAUUGACCGGCAUCACCCCUGUCUUGGUUUCGGAAACUUCGUCUGCCGAUCAUCGGGGCGGUUUUCUUGGUUAUGUCUUUAUUGCGAAUUACCUUGGCAUAUCUCUCGCAUAUUGGAUCUCCUUUGGACUUGCUUUUGUGAAUGGUGGGUACUCGGACGUGCGAUGGCGAUUCCUGCUCGCUUUUCAGUGCCUUCCCGCUCUCUUUCUAGUAUGUUUCAUCAAGAUGUUGCCUGAUAGCCCCCGCUAUCUAGCCUCGGUUGGUCGGUCGGAAGAAGCGCGCGAGCUUUUAGUUCGGAUUCGCCAGGGCAAAGCCACCCCUGAACAAAUCGAGCGAGAGUACCUGGAGAUUGUUGUUACUGCCAAAAAAAGCCAACACAGUUCCCCUGUCCAAUUUGCAAAAAUCCUCUUGGGAAGGGGAGGAAGGCCAGGUACAAAUUUGGGCCGACGAGCAUGGUUAUGCAUAUGGCUUCAAAUUAUGGCCUCGUGGACCGGCAUUACUGCGGUGACUGCUUAUUCCCCCGUUCUGCUGAAGCAGGCAGGUUACAGCGAUAUUAAGCAGGACGGCCUUGCAGGAGGUAUCAACACAAUCGGCAUUCUCGGUACUAUCAUCAGCGCUCAAAUUAUCGACCGGCUGGGCCGGCGAACUUGUUUAAUGGGUGGAGCUUUGGUGCUGUUUGCCGUAAAUUUAAUCGCCGGUUCCGUAUUCGAGGGCUCGCUCCAUGAUCCUGGGAAGGCGACCGAGUAUGCCCCGGGCGCAGUGACCAUGCUUUUCCUAUUUAAUCUGGGUUAUGCUGCAACUUGGGGUACUGUCGCCUUUUUGAUCCCCACAGAAAUCUUCCCAAGUGAACUACGAGCUCAGGGUAAUGGCUUUGGAAUCACCGGUUGGGCCAUUGGUGUUGGCAUGACGACUCUUGUGAACCCAAUCAUGUUCGGCACUCUGACUAGUCGUACAUACUUCCUUUUUGCGGGCCUGAACUUGCUUUGGGUCCCUAUAGUCUACCUCUUCUGCCCUGAAACUCGAAACCGGUCUCUCGAGUCUAUUGAAGCCCUUUUCUCAACUUCUAGCCCAUUCCACUCCAAGAUGGAAGAAGCUUACAAACUCCGCGGCGACGUCCUCGCGGAACAUGAUGUCGCCAGGAGCGAAACCUAUGAUACAGACAAGACCGAAGUUGCAUCCGCAUAA